GAAGUCACGUGACCUAACUGGGAAUUCUGUCAUGUGAUGGUACCGUUUGCAGCGACGCGCUUUACAGUCAACAGACGAGAAAAACGAAAAAGCGCUUCAGAGACGAAAAGCUCCCACAGAGAAGAGGUUAAACCUGCUUGACGGCGGUCAUGGGGUGCUGUUUCAGCAGCGAUAGCGAAACAUCGGAGCAGAACGAAGAGGUGAAGCCAUUGAUUCCCGACCCAAACUUAGACAGAAAACCCACCAAUGGCUCGGAGCGAAACGCAGACAGCCUGCCGUCCAACCGUACAGAUGAACAGGCCCUGCUCACGACCAUCCUGCAGCGGACCGCUCUGAACAUAAUCGAUGUGUCGGCUGUUGAUUCUCAAGGCAUGGAGCAACAUGAAUACAUGGACAGAGCCAGACAGUACAGCACCAAACUGGAGGUGUUGAGCAGAACGCUGUCUCAAAAGAAGCCUGUUCCUCUCCCGUCACUGACCAGUCAACCUCACCAGGUGCUCGCCGCUGACCUGGUCCCCCACGCAGAUGUACAGCAGGUUUCUAAGAUCGCUGCGUACGCCUACAGCGCCAUCUCACAAAUCAAAGUAGAUGCCAAGGAAGAGCUAGUGGUACAGUUUGCUAUACCAUGAUUCAAAAGCUGGACCUCCUUCCUCCCCAGUUCCACUGUUUUUCUCUCUUUCUAGCCCUUUCACUUCUCCCAAACUUCUUGAGAUGCAGACACUUGUGUCUUUAUUCUCUGAAGGCCCUGCAGAUAAAUAUAAUUCACCCCAAACAGAGCUCCUUGUGUAAAUCCGUCAUCCCAGAGGGUAGAAACAUCUGAUCUACUAUCUUUGCUUUGACGAGAUUUUCAUGCAUUAAUCGAAUCCGUUUUCACCAAAACGAUUGCUUGGGUGAGAUUUUGUUUAGUUUUAUCCGUUCUUAUUGAUUCUUCUUCUCUUGGCUUUUCAGUUUCCUGCUUAUUUGGAGAUUGUUAAACCAAGUAGCACAUCCAGACUUCUCAAUUAUUGUUGUACUAAAGUUAAUUAUAUAUUUUCUCUGUGUGCCUGGGUCAUCUUAACACACAGGUUAUGGUGGAUUCUCCUGUAGUGUUCUUCAAUCACUGUGGUCUAGACUUCGUUAUUUCUAAUUCAUUCUCAU
Molecule: messenger RNA, 1137 nt
Organism: Carassius carassius (crucian carp)
Lineage: Eukaryota; Metazoa; Chordata; Actinopteri; Cypriniformes; Cyprinidae
Product: ragulator complex protein LAMTOR1-like
Exons: 5
Coding region: 150-629 (159 amino acids)
Biological process (GO): positive regulation of MAPK cascade; cellular response to amino acid stimulus; lysosome organization
Cellular component (GO): lysosome; membrane raft; late endosome membrane
Molecular function (GO): guanyl-nucleotide exchange factor activity; molecular adaptor activity
Source: RefSeq, a predicted model, not a curated record